Epinephelus fuscoguttatus (brown-marbled grouper) is the source of this 7805-nucleotide messenger RNA. RefSeq names its product synaptic vesicle glycoprotein 2A-like. The record is from RefSeq and is a predicted model, not a curated record. The transcript is spliced from 13 exons. Lineage: Eukaryota; Metazoa; Chordata; Actinopteri; Perciformes; Serranidae. Bases 457 to 2670 code for a protein of 737 amino acids. Gene Ontology annotation, cellular component: membrane. Gene Ontology annotation, molecular function: transmembrane transporter activity. Gene Ontology annotation, biological process: transmembrane transport; chemical synaptic transmission.
AGAAGAGAAAAGCGUGAAUGUGGCGAGCGAUAGCGUGUGCAAAGCUGGAGGAAAGUGUAGGAAAUGUGCGCAGAUAUGCGCCAAACCCCUCCAGAUACGAAGGCGUUAAUGUGCUCGUGCGCUCGUGAGGGUUUGCAUGGGGGGAGGGGACCCCUGCACAUCACUGAGUGUGUGUGGAUGGCGUGGGCUUCUCUCCUCCAAACCGCGCAGCAUCAUCAUCACUCGGUUCACAGCAACAGCCUCGUACGCAUCAUCAUCCUCAUCCUCCUCCUCAUCCUCCUCAUCACCAUCUCCGGGCUGAAGAGGGAAUCACGUCGCAGGGAUAACGACAGAAGGAGAGCCUGCUGUCAGUCAAGUGACUGACAACUCUUGAGGUGUAUCCUGAACAAACUGAAGCUUCAGGUGGCCUCUUCUCUACGUCUUUGACCACUUUUGCAUCUUCUGAACCUCUUAAAAAUGGAGGAGGGCUACCAAAACCGGACUGCCUUCAUAAAAGGCGCCAAAGACAUUGCCAAAGAAGUCAAGCGUCAAGCAUCUAAGAAGGUCGGCCGUUCAGUGGACCGGAUGAGCGAUGAGUACAGCAAGCGCUCCUACAGCCGUUUUGAAGAGGACGAUGACGAUGACUACCCCAUGCAGGGAAGUCAGGACGGAGGCUAUUACCGUGGAGACAGCCAGGCGGCCAACGACGACGAGGGUGGCCACAGUGACUCCACAGAGGGUCACGAUGAGGAUGAUGAGAUCUACGAGGGCGAGUACCAAGGAAUUCCCAGGGCUGAAUCAGGCAAAGGCAGCCUGGCUGGAGGCCCAGGUUCGGUGAGGGCCGGCGAUCAGCAGUUCAGAGAUGUUGGGGUGUCCGAGGGAGAGAGGAGGAAGGACCAAGAGGAGCUGGCUCAACAGUAUGAGACCAUUUUACAAGAAUGUGGUCACGGGAAGUUCCAGUGGACCCUGUACUUUGUGCUGGGCCUGGCUCUCAUGGCAGAUGGUGUGGAGAUCUUCGUGGUCGGGUUUGUUCUGCCCAGCGCUGAGAAGGAUAUGUGCCUGUCUGAACCUAACAAGAGCAUGCUAGGUCUGAUUGUAUAUUUUGGGAUGAUGGUUGGGGCUUUCCUCUGGGGGGCUCUGGCUGACCGGAUAGGCCGCCGCCAGUCUCUUCUCAUCUCUCUCUCAAUCAAUAGUAUCUUCUCCUUCUUCUCCUCCUUCGUCCAGGGCUACAGCACCUUUCUGUUUUGCCGACUCCUCUCAGGUGUUGGGAUUGGUGGCUCGAUUCCCAUCGUGUUUUCCUACUACUCUGAAUUUCUGUCCCAAGAGAAGCGUGGUGAGCACCUCAGUUGGCUCUGCAUGUUCUGGAUGAUUGGGGGUAUUUACGCAUCUGCCAUGGCCUGGGGUAUCAUCCCACAUUAUGGAUGGAGCUUCCAGAUGGGCUCGGCGUAUCAGUUCCAUAGCUGGCGUGUGUUUGUGUUAGUGUGCGCAUUUCCUUCUGUUGCCGCCAUCGCUGCCCUCAGUGCCAUGCCAGAGAGCCCACGCUUCUACUUAGAGAACGGCAAACAUGACGAAGGCUGGAUGAUUCUGAAGCUAGUCCAUGACACUAACAUGCGAGCAAAGGGAUACCCAGAGAGGGUGUUUUCUGUCACCACAAUUAAGACGGUGAAACAGAUGGAUGAGUUGGUGGAUACUGGCACCGAUACCCCAGUCUGGCAGCGCUACAGGCUGAAGAUUAUGAGCCUCUCCGCACAGAUUCGGAACAACAUUCUUGCCUGCUUCAGGCCAGAAUAUAAACGGACAACUUUCAUGCUCAUGGCUGUUUGGUUUAGCAUGUCUUUCAGCUACUACGGUCUGACAGUGUGGUUCCCAGACAUGAUCAAGUACAUCCAAAAGCAGGAAUAUGAAUCACGGACAAAGACCUUCACUAAGGAACGAGUGGAGCAUAUCACUUUUAACUUCACCCUGGAAAAUCAAGUGCAUCGCCAAGGACACUACUUCAAUGAUAAGUUCCUCAACUUGAAGAUGAAGUCAAUGGUGUUUGAAGACUCAGUGUUUGAGGAGUGCUACUUCGAGGACAUCACCUCCACACACACCUUCUUCAGAAACUGCACCUUCAUUGCAAGUUUGUUCUAUAACACAGAUUUGUUCAAAUACAGAUUUGUCAACUGUAAACUGGUCAACAGCACGUUCCUCCACAACAAGGAGGGCUGCAUGCUCGACUUCAGUGACGACUUCAACAAUGCCUACAUGAUAUACUUUGUCAACUUCCUCGGCACGUUGGCGGUGUUGCCUGGCAACAUCGUGUCAGCUCUAUUAAUGGACAAAAUUGGCCGUUUAAGGAUGCUGGCGGGAUCCAGUGUCAUAUCCUGCAUCAGCUGUUUCUUCCUGAUGUUCGGCAACAGUGAGUCAGGGAUGAUCGCCCUCUUGUGCCUGUUUGGUGGCAUCAGCAUCGCCUCAUGGAACGCCCUGGAUGUGAUAACAGUGGAGCUCUACCCCUCAGAUAAAAGGACCACAGCGUUUGGCUUCCUGAAUGCCCUCUGCAAGCUGGCGGCCGUCCUGGGCAUCAGCAUCUUCCAGUCAUUCGUCGGCAUCACCAAGGCUGUUCCCAUCUUAUUUGCCGCUGGUGCGCUCGCUGCAGGUAGUUUCCUUGCAACAAAGUUGCCUGAAACACGAGGCCAAGUGUUGCAGUAAAGCAAAAUGACCAGCAGUGGGCAGCAGAGCACAGCUGGAGUGUGUGUUUGACAACUAAGAGCCCGAACAUCCCUGAGAGCUUCAGCGCUGCCCGUCACACACCAACAGAGUAGACUGCCAUCCCCAUUGUAAGCCCAGAAUCCUCUGAAAUAUGGAUUGCAUCAUUUAAAGUCAAUACAGAGCCACAGCGAUUUAAGAGAAGAGCAGCAGAAUUUAAAACCUGUGUCAUGAUAACACAACUACAUCUGAAUGAUUCAGCUGCACCAUCAGGUACCUAAAACAUCCGAUCUUUUCAAAAGUGCAACAUGCACAGGGUGAUGCAGUACAAAUUGUGGUGUGUAGGAUGGAUAAAAUGUUAAUUUCUGGGAGUUUUCUCUCACUGGCCCACAGAUCUACAAUAUCAAACACAACUGAGCAGACAGAUGUCAAAUGGGGAGAUUAGACUGAAAAAAGAAAAGCCAUUUACAGGGGAGCGCAAUGAUUUAGUCUACCCGUGUGGUCGGUUUUCAGAUGUGAAUGCAGUAUUUUCCUUUCUCGUCUGUCCUCAGCGGCCUCAGUGUCUGGCUUUCAGUGCUGCUUUUUCAUUUGCUGCUUGUACAAUUCACUUCACAUUUCCAUUUGGGCUGAUGCUUGUGCUUUGAUGAAACGUUUUUCUUUUGAAAAGAUCUCACAGUGAAUUUCAGCAUGAAUAUGUUGUACAAAAAAACCCCCAAAAAGAACACCCACGACCUUCGACCACUGCCUGCUUCUGAAGCCAGACCUGUUUCAACCAAAUAAUAUUCAAACAUUCCAGUGAGGCUUGAUUUAUUCAGAAACGGUCAUUCUUCCUUUGUCCUGCAUAAAUCCAGUCUACUCCUCUGCCGAUAGCCUCAGAGCACAGACAGGUGAAGAUGCAUUUCACAGGAUUCUCUGAUGUAAAUGGGAAUAGUUUGAUCCAGCUCCUCAGUGUUGAACUAAUGUUUUUCCCUCCCUGUUGCUGAACCAUACAGCUGUGGCAGUGUGACGUCUGCAACACGGGGACGUCUGUGGGACGGAUUUUGGUCAAGUGCUAAAUGUGAGAGCAGAUAGUGUAAUAUUUGCCUGAGUUAGUCGUGUGAGUUUGCAUGUGUGUCUUUGUAAUGUGAGACGAGGGAGAGUGUCCUGUGUUUCAUGAAAAUCAGUGCAGCCAUGUGGACCAUAAUAUUUUAACUGAUCCAACGGUAGAAUGUACAGAACAGUGGUCACGCGUUAAUUUAUACAAAUGAUAUCAAAUAACUCAUUCAGUAGCUCAGGUGUGGUGAAAUAUUUACGCCUUGUUUACAGCUGGUACAAUGUUAGAGCGCCACUCCACCAAAUUAAUAUACGUGCAGGAGAGUUUUCUGAUUUAAAAAAAAAAAAAAAAAAGUCCAGCUCCAUCUCACGCAUAGCUGCAUUAAUUAGCCUUAAUGUGAAAACAAAUCAUAUGAUUGAGUGUGACAGUUCAUUCGUGACCUCAGAAACAAUAGUUUGACAAAAAAAAAUCUUCAGCCAAUAUCCACUUACUAGCUUUUUGGAGAACUUUCAACUGCAUCUCGCUCUUUGUUUGCAGUUGGCGUAGUGUUCAUAGAGAGUGAAAGCUCAAAUCCACUUUGUUUGUCUUGUCUUUUUCUGUUUGGUCGUAAUGCACUAUCCUUUCUUAAAAUUGUGUUAAAGCUGGGGUAGGGAAUUUUCUGGAAAACAAAGGAAGAAUUUGAAAAUAAGCCCUCCUCAUGUGCAUGUGCUUCAUGUAGUAAUCCAGUGUUUCAGUUGUUGCAUUCGCUCACCGUCCUCCUGCCCCGCUCUUUCUCUCUGUUUAUCAAAAAUGAGACAAAAAUAAGUUAGCUAGCAAAUCCUGUGGUCCGUCUGCCUCGCUCCCUGCCGCUACAGACUAUUUCACCAGGAGAAGAGUGAGCCACAGCUUAGGAGUUGGACCUUCAGUCAGCAGCUGUAGCAACUUAAAUUCAGCCAGCUCAAACCCCCCUGCGCAACGUUUAGCGCCUGGUCUUACCUGUGUAACAGCAGCAACAGAAAGUUUGCUGAUCUGGUGGGGAGUCAGGGCUGUCUGGAUGUCAGGUGCUGGGGUUAACGCUGGCUGGAUUUAAAGUUACUCCAGCUGCUCACUGAAGGUCUGUGCCUAUAAAGCCCUAUGACAUGACAUAUUGUGAUUCAACGCUCUAGCUAAUGUUAACUACUUAAACGUGAACUUUAAGCUGCAGCCAUGACCUUCUUUCUUCAGUUAGCAGGAAGCUAAACUGUUAGCAACAUUUUCUCCAUAUGAUGAAACGCUUCGCAGAUAUGGACGCGCUCUUUUUUUUUGUAUCAUUUAUAGUCAGACUCUCUUUUUUUGGGGUUGCCUUGCAGCUUAGACAGAUGUUGCCAAUGCUGGAAUAGCAGGAUUCUCUGCGAAUGUGCACAUGCAUCUGCAUUUAUAGAACAGCCAGUAGGAACACCCUCUCUCUUACCUGACCUGGGCUAGAUCUCUAAAGCCUGAAAGCAGAGCCAAGAGGAGGUGCAAAAUUCUAGUGUAAGGUUAUUAUGGGAUUGCCCAGUGACAGUAGAAUAAAACCCCAGCUACCCCAGUUUUAAUGCUCCUUAAAUCAUGAUGUGAUUUCAUCAUACUCAUAAGCAAAAAUAAAACGGGACCAAAAGGAGAAGAAUCAAUAAAAAGGAAGAAAUGAUCAGGCAGUGUGGCACAAAGGGAAAACAGAAAUUACAAAUCACUUGUCUAAUUUCAUUUUAAGGGCUCCUGUUCCUGUCAUUCCUUUACUGCGUCCAUCAGUGCCAGAAAGAGUAAAAAGUUAUCCCUCCCUGUGCUCAUGUAUGAUGCUCUUAAUUGAAGAGUACUUUGAGAGCACAAUGCCUAUUGUGACUUUGAUCAAAAUUGGACCCAAUCACUCUAAAGGGGAAGCUAACUGAGUACCAUUAUUUAUACAUAUCACUACUGCAGUAUAAUUUCUCCAAAGGUGUACAUCAAUAUGUGUGCUGACAAUCAGUGAGUGAGUAUGUGGGUGCCGCUGCCGCCCAGUAGAGUAUGUUGUUUGACCUAAAGACGUCCUGUGGAUUGUGUUGGUUAGUGUGUGUUCAGGAUGUUGGAGGCUUUGGCGCUGUCUGUCGGUAAAACACACACUUCAGAAAGAAAGCGGAUUUUAUCUCAGCUAUAGGAGUUUGACUGACCUCUUGAACUAUGUGUGUGUGUGUGUGUGUGUGUGUGUGUGAGUCUGUGUGUGUGUGCGUGUGUGUGUGUGUGUGUGUGUGUGUGUGUGUGUGUGUGUGAGAUAGAGAGAGACUUUAACAGAAUAAUUCAACACUUUGAUAAGUAUGCUUAUUCACUUUAUUGCCAAGAGUCAGAUGAGAAGAUCGAUACCACUCUCAUGUCAGAAAUCAGGAGGUGAUUAGCUUAGCUUAGCAUAAAGACUGAAAUCAAGGGGAGAAGCUAGCCUGGUUUUGUUCCAAGGUAACAAAAUCGGACGAAAUUCUGUGGCAUAUAACCCCCAUAAAAACCACAAGUUAUUAUUUUUACACGUUGGUUUUAGUACAGAUUAAAUUAAAGGGCGGUUGCAUUUGUUCUUUUCUUUUCUUUCUUUCUCUUCUUUAUUCAUCCUUUAUUAUCAUCCUAACUUUAAAUAUUGGUUAAAGUACAUAUGUGCUAGCGUCAAUGUGCUUUUUUCCUUAGCCCUUCUUGAAGCGUUUUCCCACAUGACCUGAUGUAGGUUUCUGCACGAUGCCUGCCAAGCCCUCCGUGAGAAUUGCGUUAGCAGUAUUCCAAAUUAGCAAUAUUCCUCUAACCCCCAGACUGCCAUGGAAGCUAAGCAGUGUGCUGCUGUGCACACCACAGUAGUUGGGAUCCAAGUGUCACACUAUAACACAAAUGAACUAGCUGAUCGAGGCAGCGAUAGAACUGAAACUCCCGUGAUCUGUGAGGUAAGACUACUGUUUUUGCCACAGGAGUCUGGUGGCUUUGAAGAGAACGAUAGAACAGCUUCAGUUCCCCUUUAGUAAGGACUGUGUGACAGCAAGGUAAAGCUGCGUUCCUGCUUUUUGUGAACCGCUGAGUGGACAUUUCCAUUUGAAAACCCCAAAAAAUGAAGCAGAUGAAGUCGACCUUUAAAGAGAUAAUAUGUUGAUUGUUGAGCUUUAGAGGAGGAUGGAUUUUAUUACCUGUGUGCAGAGCCAGGUUAGCUGUUUCUCCCUGUUUUUGUUCUCUAUGCUAAGCUAAGCUCAAUUUUUAGCGUACAGGCAUGAGAGCAGUGUCGAUGUAACUUCGAACAAGUCUGUGAAUAAGCCCGAAAUAUUCUUUGAACUAUUCUUUGAAUGCUGUCAGAUAUAGAUCGCAUUCUGAGGAUGAAAUCUCUCCUUUGUCUUGUGUGUAUUUAAUGAACAAAUUUGUCCCGUCUUAUUCAUGUUAGAAAGACUGUUUGGUUCAUGUGCAGAUGUAUGUAUGUGUGUGCUUGUGUGUAUGCAUGUGUGUAUUAGAUGAAAUUGUCUGUCACAUAUUUUUCUACUUUUUUCUGUUGCGGUGUUUUCAUCCCUGCGAUGAAUACAGCUCAGUUGGGGACCACGGAAAUAUAUUUACACAAAGAGAAAAAAUAACAAUAUAUGCAGUGUAGAAUUUAAUGUGCUGUUCUUCAUAAUAGACUCGGGUGCUCUUUUGCUGAUACAGUUCAGUCUUUAAAAUGAAAUCCCAUCAAAGAUAGCCAGUCUCAGAGAUAACGUGCGGUCUGUUCUCUGUUUGGAAAGACGGAGAGAGGUCACAUUUUGAAUUCACAAAGACAACUUCACCCUCUAAUCCUUCUGUAUACAACCAAUCGUGACGCAUGUUUGUAUCGUAUUGUCUGACUUCUUGGACGUCCUGUAUGCCAGCUGUUUUUGUCUAAAGCAAGAACUAGUGUUUUCAUUGUUGUAUGAUGACAUAGAUUUGUUGCUUGCAGUGAUUGUUCUUAAUCAAAGUGGGGUUAAAAUUGGUGAAACUUGAGUAUGUGUUCUGAAAGUAAGUUAGUGGUGACUGUGCUCCUUGUUUAACAUGGACCCAGGUCUUUUUUAAAAUAUAUAUAUCUAAAUAUAUAUAUAUAUAUAUAUAUAUAUAUUUAUAUAUCUAAAUAUGCUUGAAUUUCUGAGGAGGAUGCUUGUAAUUGUGCAAU